AUGUUUCUUAAGACACCUAAUUGGGAAACGGUAAAUGAGACUCCCAAAUCGAGAGUCUUAACGAUAAACGAAUUGAUCUCUCCCAACCUGGAUACUGAAUCUAACAGCCUUCUGGCGACGCCGGCAAGGAAAUAUUUCAAAACUUCAAUAAGUGAAGCGCAAGAUUCUCCUACAUCUGCCCCUUCGCCCGAUGGCAAUGAGGAUCCCACAUAUCAAUACAACGUACAAUUUCAUUUUCCAGGACCAAUAACACCUACAACACCCAGGUCUAAGAAUGCAGAAAUGUUUCCAUCCCCCACGCCCCCAUUGGUUUCUCCCACAGCGGUUAUCGAGGAAGAGAAUGACGAUUCCGUACGGGAGUUUUCACGCACGCUAAAAUCAAGACUCAACUGCGCAAUGGUUAAGCUAUCAAAGGAACAUGAGCAAGUAGCUUUGAUUCCUCCACCUCCGACGGAAAAGAUACGAAAGGGCUCUUAUAGUAAUAAAUUUGCCGCUAAGCAUAGGCGCUGUCACUCGUUAGAUGAAUCCAAAAAGUUUCUGAGUUCUCUGGAAGAUUCAUCCGCUCAUGCAGCGUUCUUGAAGGCAAUUUCGUCCAAACAUGCCAAAAGCAAUAGGGUAGACAACGUUAACGUUUCGCCGUUACGUUGGUCAUCUCAUAGAAGAACGCAAAGUACACAGGAGAAUUCUUUACAAGAAGUUGUUGCUAUCGAUACAUUAUUGAAGAUGUCCUCAUCGGACUGA
Molecule: messenger RNA, 741 nt
Organism: Saccharomyces cerevisiae S288C
Lineage: Eukaryota; Fungi; Ascomycota; Saccharomycetes; Saccharomycetales; Saccharomycetaceae
Gene: SRL3
Product: DNA-binding protein SRL3
Exons: 1
Coding region: 1-741 (246 amino acids)
Biological process (GO): G1/S transition of mitotic cell cycle
Cellular component (GO): cytoplasm
Source: RefSeq, marked reviewed